CCAAAAAGCUAAGAAGAAGAUUCAGAAUAAUUUCAAUUGUUCAAUCUUUGCUUUUUUUUUUGCUAUUUGAGAAGUCCAAUUUUUUAUGCCUUUUUAUGGUUCCCUACAGAAUCCUGUUAGCCGGGGUAAUUCUCCCGUUGGCCAUAGUUUUGGGUGAGUUCCCAACGAGUUUCAAGCUGGAGAGGACUAUUCCGUCCAGUCAACGACUCAACCUGAGCCAACUCAUUGCACGUGAUGCGGCCAGGCACAGAAGGUUGUUGACGUCCUCUGGUGGGAUCGUUAAUUUCUCGCUUAAUGGGGACUUGACUGCAGGGCUUUAUUACACAAAAGUAUUUCUGGGUUCUCCUCCACAGGAAUUCCACGUACUGAUUGACACUGGAAGUUAUAUUUCUUGGGUCAGUUGCAAAUCCUGCCAUGACUGCCCGCGGAAAAGUGAAUUUCCAUUUCAGCUAAAUUUCUUUGAUCCAGGGAGCUCAUCAACAGCUUCAUUAGUAUCUUGUUCAGACCAAAGAUGUAAUUCAAGUCUUCAAUCAUCAGAUUUUAUCUGUGAAUCUAACAGCAACCAGUGCCAUUACAAUAUCACAUAUGUAGAUGGCAGUGGGACGAUUGGCUACUAUGUCUCGGAUUUGUUGCAGUUUGAUACAGCUCUUAAGGGCUCUGUCACUACAAAUUCUACAGGAACCAUUACGUUCGGGUGUAGUGUCUUCCAGAGUGGUGGCUUGACGGAGUCAAAUGGAGCAGUGGAUGGGAUCUUUGGGUUUGGACAGCAGAAUUUGUCAAUUAUCUCUCAACUUGCUUCAAAAGGAAUAGCACCCAAUGUAUUUUCCCACUGUUUGAAGGGAGAUAACAGUGGUGGAGGCAUACUGGUUCUUGGAAAGAUCGUGGAGCCCAAUAUAGUUUAUACCUCGCUUGUCCCAUCCCAGCCCUAUUAUAAUAUCAAUCUACAAAGCAUUUCUGUCAACGGUCGAAAGUUAGCGAUUGAUCCAUCAGUUUUUGCAACAUCAAACAACUCAGGAACAAUAGUUGAUUCUGGGACAACUUUGGUGGUCCUUGCAGAAACAGCUUAUGAUGUCGUUAUUGAUUCCAUCAAUAGCACUGUUUUACCAUCAGCGCUUCAAACAAUCACCGAACAAUUCUCAUGGAAUGAAGAGCAAUGCUAUUCAUUCAAAUCCAGUGACAAUGUCCCUACCAUAUUUCCCCAAGUUAGUUUCAACUUUUCUGAUGGCGCAUCCAUGAUUUUGAACCCUCAAGAUUAUCUUUUACUGCAGAAAAACACCAAUGGUGUUGCAACUUGGUGCCUUGGCUUUGGGAAAAUACCAGGAUCAGAACAGACGAUUUUAGGAGAUGUAAUUUUACAGGACAAAAUCGUUAUUUAUGAUCUAGACAAUCAAACAGUCGGAUGGGUAAACUAUGAUUGUUCACAGUCAGUUAAUGUCUUGACGAUCAACGGGACACUGAUUAGCGUACAGGCAGAACAACCGAAUAACAAUAACAGUCCACCUUCACCAAGUUAUAGUUACUUCGUAAGCAUAAUUAUGCUUGUUAUUGUAUUGUAAUAUUUCGGUAGCAUAAGUAUACACUAGUAAAGAGGUCUGGAACCCUGCUAUCUAUCCCACUAGUUUGCAAUUACAUAGGCCCCAAAUACAUGUAACGUUUCCAAUUUCAUUUUGUAAUUUAAUCUUUACAAGAAGUUUCUAAACCAAAUCAAAAGAAAAGCAGUGAAUUUUACUGCAUCCGGUAAGAAGCCCAGCAGCCUUCUUCUGAACUUCUUUAGGUGAUUUGCUCAAUAAUCAAUCAAAAUAACAAAUAACCAUACAAUGUGAGAACCAUGAAAGAUGGAACUUUUAAAAGAGAGAAUAUAAAAAAAAAAAACAUAUAAGCAAGAUGUGUGUGGAGCCUCCACGCUUGUCAAAAUAUAUUUGUUAAAAUCCU
This is a messenger RNA of Rubroshorea leprosula, 1932 nucleotides long. The record is from the annotation of a GenBank genome assembly. NCBI's taxonomy places the organism in Eukaryota, Viridiplantae, Streptophyta, Magnoliopsida, Malvales, Dipterocarpaceae.